CUAUAACAUUGUAUUACUAACGUUGUGCCCAGUUUUGGGUUUGACUCUUGAUGCUUUAUCUACCUUCUUUUUCAUUUUUAUUACUUUCUUGAUUGAUUUUAGGUUUUCCUGCUUCAUAUUAUCUUUUGUUUGGGUUUGAUUCUUGAUGUUUUCUCUAUACUUAUUUAUUUAAUUAUAAGUUUUAUGCAUUUUAUCUCUUAAUUUUUUAAAAAUUGCCGCAUUUGUUUCGAUUUCCUCUAUCAAGCUUAAGUCCGUCGAUUAUAUGUGGUCAGAUUCUCUUUUCAUUCUCCUGCGUUUCAUUGUGGUUUGACUGCUUAGGUUUGAUUAUUUGAUGAAUUUGUUGUAUGAUCAGCAUUUCAUUACUUAAGAAGUUAAGAUGUUGUUUACAAGUUAUAAGCAAAGACAAGAGCUUAUCCGGAGAAGAAAUUGUUGGACAUAAAGAGAUGUUCAAAAUGAUAGACACGGACAAUAGUGGCCAAAUCACUUACGAAGAGCUUAAGGUUGGACUUGAAAAGGCUGGUGCCAACUUCCAGGAGUCUGAAAUUUACGUCUUAUGCAAGCAGUUAGGGUUGGGAAACCAGAAGCUCUUGUCUUUGUUUAUAAAGGGCCAAGGGGUUUUGAUUUGAAUCCACCACUAGACAUGAUUUUUUUUCCAGGGUUCUUGGUAUUCCCCUCUUAGUUUUUCUGCAUUAAUUUCAAUUCUAUGGGUGGGUUGCAUGGUUUAUAUUUUUCUGUUGUGCAAUUAGUAAACUGUUUUUAUGAUGGACUCUAAUCUACGUACCUGAAUUUCAUUCAUACAUACGAAAAGAAUUUCUAUAAAAUGUACAGUAUCUUCUUUUCUGCGAUUGUUGUUCGUAAAUAUGGGGUAACCUUAGAACUAAUUGCUUCUUGGUGGAGCAAGAAACCGACUGAACUUGAUGUCUAACAAUCUUAAAGUGCAAUUUACUUGCUCUCAAAUUUUCCAUCUAAUAAUAGAUGUUGUCUUUGAAGUUUAGAAAUAUUUGAAUAUUAGUAUUAUAAUUGUCCUGAUUUUGUGUGAUACAAUUUAGGGUUUUGUGGUUUUAAUUUUGCCUAAUUUUGUUGUUUUUGUUAAUUUAUCAAUCUUAACCGUAUUUUGGUUCUUAAUUUUGUUUUUCUGGGUUUAGUAGUUCAUCGUGUUUAGGCUGCCUCAAGGUUUUUCUUGGCAUUCUUCAAGGUUUUUCCCUCACAUUUAGGCUUCCUCAGAUCCUCCUCAUAUGAAGAAAAGUGGUAUGAGUUUGAUCUUCGCCUUUGUUUGCGUUACUUUUCUCUUUUAAUGUUGUUCAUCACGCUAUUCUUCCAUUUAUGCUUUUUGUUAUGGUAUUUAGAGUGCCUUAUUUAAGAUCCAAUGCUUUUUGUUAGUAGAAUAUAGAUUAUAUUUCAUUGUUUGUUCAUUUGUCACCUUGACUAUAAAUGUAAGAAACUUUUGCAUCUGCCUUUACAAAGGUUGGCUUCAGGGCUUAAGCAGCUAUUUCAUAUUGUGAGAAGGUUGUAUAUGUCUGUAAAUCAAGGAUGCAACGUUUGUCAAAUGAACCGACAGGUUUUUACUUGGUUGUUUAUAAAUGCAAUACUUGAUGUUUUACGAGAUUCUAUUUUUAUCUUCUACUACUGUACCGGUUUUUACUUGGUUUGUUUAUGAAACUUUUAUCUGAAAAAAUAACUCCUUAUGCGGAGUUGAAAUGUUAGUUAAACAAAUAGUAUCUCUGCAUAAUGUAGAAAAUUUAGUUUUAACCAUGAUUGAUGUAUGUGUUGCAUCACUUUGUAAGGUUAUUCUGCACUUCAAACAAGUGAUCCAAAAUGUUUUUGAUUUCUUAGCUAAUUGCUACUUAGUUAUCUUCGUUUAUGCUUACAUUUUCUCUAUCAAGCUUAAGUCCGUCGAUUAUAUGUGGUCAAAUUCACUUUACAUUCUCCUGCAUUGAAUUGCUGUAUGAGCAUCCGACAUGGUACCCGUCAAAAGCGAGUGUGAACUUGUACAUGCAGGCACCUCCAGUACUCGACGAGAUGAAUCGACCAAAUCUCUCCCAACCACUGUUUGACUUGAUGGGUAAAAUUCCUUGCGGCGUUGAGCAUGUGACAGGUCCAUCACCAACGAAAGCAAGCAAGAAAUAGAACCCAAAAACAGUAAGCUUUGGAGCAGCUUUAGACUUAGUGAAGUAUAGAAAACCCAAAUAAGGGAAGAGAGAAAAGGCAAAGAGUUGAGAAGCAAUGCUUUGAUAAUCAAUGAUGGGAGCCCAUGGGUCUACAGGUAAUAAACCACACACAAUAACUCCUUUUCUUCUAUUUCUUUUUUUUGCUACACUGCCAUUAUUAAUGGAGUUGAAUUUAGUUAAGUCUCUUAUCUUCAUAAAUGAAGAUGAAGGAAUUGAAGGGAAAAUUGAAGUUGGGUUUUGUGUGAUAUGAACAGAACAAAUGUAACUGGAUGCCAUUGUUAUCUGAAUUGGAAAAACUUGAACA
Molecule: messenger RNA, 2472 nt
Organism: Amaranthus tricolor (Joseph's coat)
Lineage: Eukaryota; Viridiplantae; Streptophyta; Magnoliopsida; Caryophyllales; Amaranthaceae
Product: calcium-dependent protein kinase 10-like
Exons: 3
Coding region: 345-626 (93 amino acids)
Molecular function (GO): calcium ion binding
Source: RefSeq, a predicted model, not a curated record